AUGGCCACUUCACCGCCCGCUUCACCUGGGAAUCUUCCCCAGCGACCCAUGAGCGCCAUGGUGCGACCCGCUCCACGCAGCAACAGCCGUAUGAGCAUGAGUAGCAAAGCCGGCGGCGGACCAGGAGGUGGUGGCGGCGGAGGAAGCAGAGCGUCAGACGAGGAUGGCCGCACAGCUGUGCGCGUGGCCGUUCGAGUUCGCCCGCCCCUGAAGCCCACCGACCCGGGCUUCGAGCUCAUUCCCCAACGCUUCCAACGCUCCAUGGUCCAGGUGACAUCGGACACAAACGUCGCCAUCGAUUCCCCCCAGGGCAAGAAACUCUUCGUGUUCGACCGCGUCUUCGGCUCCGACACGAGCCAAGAGGGUGUCUGGGACUACCUGACCGACUGUGUCAAUGCCUUUGUCCAAGGCUACAACGUCUCGCUGUUAGCCUACGGCCAGUCUGGUGCUGGCAAGUCCUACACUAUGGGAACGUCGGGACCUUUGGAGCAGAGCGACCCCGAAGUCAUGGGCGUCAUCCCUCGAGCUGCGACAGCUCUUUUCGACAAGCUCGAGGGCCCAAGAAAACAGGCGAAUCGAGGAUCCAUGUCACAACUCCGAACGCCACAUCGAUAUUCUGCGCAAGGCGCUUCUGGCGGCGCAGACAAGAAUUGGCAAUUAAAGGCCACAUACGUCGAGAUUUACAACGAGCAACUCCGCGAUUUGCUCAUCCCCGAUCACGUCCCGCAACACGAACGAGUCAACGUUACGAUCCGUGAGGACGUCAAGGGAAACAUCCUCCUGACAGGCCUGCGCCAGGUGGACAUCAACUCCGUCGAAGACCUGAUGGCUGCCUUGAACUUUGGCUCCACCUUGCGCCAGACGGACGCAACAGCUAUCAACGCCAGUGAGCGGUUGAAGAAUACCGGCGCUCAAGGUGAGCGUGCCAAGGAAGGCAUCUCCAUCAACGGCGGACUAGCCGCGCUCGGCAAGGUCAUCUCGCAGCUUUCGUCGCGGAACGCCGGAUCGCACGUCUCGUACCGCGAUUCGAGACUGACCCGGUUGCUUCAAGAUUCUCUUGGGGGGAAUGCUGUGACGUACAUGAUUGCCUGCGUCACCCCGGCCGAAUUUCACCUCAGCGAGACGCUAAACACAGUCCAGUACGCGCAGAGGGCCCGAGCCAUCCAGAGCAAACCACGCAUCCAACAGGUGGAGGAGGGCGACAAGCAGGCCAUCAUUGACAGGCUCAAGGCAGAGGUCACCUUCCUGCGCGACCAAAUCCGCAAUGCUGAGCGGGGUGGCGGCGACCGGCGCACACCCGCUACUGAAGGUGGGAGGUCCGAGCGGCAGAAUGAGCGGGAGACGGAACUCCAGAACCAAUUGCUGGACGUCCAAGAGACCUACACUACCUUGAGUCAGCGACACGCGAAGCUUAUCGCUGAGAUGGCCAAGGCUAGGGACGCUGAGCAGGCGGACAAUGAGGAGAAUGACGACGCGCUUGGGGACAGUGCCACGGAACGCCUGAAUCGCUCCAACUCCUUCGCCCAAGCUGUCGAGCAGGUUGUACUCGAGUACGAAAAGACAAUCCAAUCCCUCGAGCAAUCACUGUCUAGUACCCGCGGCACCCUGUCGAGCACGGAGACGAAUUUGUUGGAAAAGGAGACCAAGUGCGCUUACGUCGAGACGAUCAACACCCAGCUCCAGGCCCGGCUCCAGAAGCUGAUGGAUCGAGAGGCCAGCACCGAAAACUAUCUGCACGACCUGGAGGCCAAACUUGACGGCCACACCUCGGGCGAGGAGAAGAACGCAACGAUCAUCACCGAGCUGCGAAAGGAAAUCUCGCGCGUCCGGGAGAAUGAAGCCUCCUGCGAAGACUACAUCUCAACGUUGGAGGAGCGCCUGGCCGAGGCGGACCAAGAUGCGGAGCUGAUGCAACGUGAGAUCGAUCGCCUGGAACAGGUCAUCGAGCGCCAGCGAAGCCUAGGAAAGCUCGAUUCUCUUCUGUAUGAGCUAGAUCACAUCCAGAGCGAUAGCAAGGUGCCCGAGCCUCAGGCAGAAACUGCGAACGGUGUCGGACAUCGUCGCCAGUUCACUGAUCACUCACGGAGCCAAUCCCACGUUAGUCGUGUCAGCCACCAAGACGCCAUCCCCGAGAUCGAAGAGGAGGAGGGCCAGGUUGACGACAACGUUGACGCCAAGACGAUCAGGAAUGCCAAGGACGUCUCCGAAGAGGAAACAUCUCGUGCUGAGCACGACGGCCUCAAAGCGGAGUAUGACGACUACUCACCACCCAGCCCUGCUCAGACCAAGUUUGUGGCGGACAAGCUUGAAAAUGUAACACAAGAGCUCUUUGAUCUUCGCGUGGAACAUGAAAGCACCGUCAACGACUACAGUCUUCUACACUCUCGCUACGAGGAGGCUCUCCGCGCUCUCAGGGAGCUGCAGGAUACUGUCGACGAAUCACGACACCCCCACCGCAAUGUCCGCGACUCAGUUCUGUCGGUUGUGUCACCAACGGAGACCAGACCAUCAUCCUUCACGUCCGAUGCGCGAUCCAACGACCACAAAGAGCACAGGCAGUACGCAUCUUCGCGCUCUCUGUCCUCAGAGCUUUCCUCGGCCAUGGAUUCCCCGACAACAGUCGAUACCUCUGAUCUCGACGCUGAGACGGCCACUCUGAAGCCCCAGUCCGAAUUCCUGCCGGAUACUGAGACAGAGCCGGUGCCGGAAAGGUCCGAUAUCCAGGUCGAGGACCAUGCCGAGACGACGAGCAUCAAGAGCGACAUCGAACCAAAGAUGACUGCUACCGACUCCACACAACAGGAUCUUCUGAAUACAGAACUGGCCCGGCUGAAGUCCUUGUCUGCGGAGAAGGAGGCUGCAGAGAAGGAGUUGGCUGACAAGUACGCGCAACUUGAGCAGAAACAUCAAGAUGCUCUAGACAUGGUCGAGGAGCUCAAGACAGAAGUCGCCCAGGCCAAGGCUGCCGAGGCUACCUCCCCGAGGGCCAGCCAUCCCGUCAUUCGCCGCAAGUCGAGCCAGAACGUCAUGAUCAUCGAUCGCGCCCACCGCUCAUUCGCCUCGCUCCGAAACAUUGCAACAGAAAACUUUGAAUCCCAGCCGGAUGUCAUGCAGAACUUUGAGCUGAACCUCAACUCUGCCAUGCACGAAUUGCAUGCUCGGUCAGAGAGGAUUCAAGAGCUGGAAGCUGGGGUUACCGCGGCAAAGAGGGAGAUGGAGACUAAGAUGACCAUCAUCUCCGGCCUGACGCGAGAGCGGUCCAGUUUGAAGGCCUCGCCCAUGGACAUGUCUGUUGUGUCCACGCUCAAAAAUCAGUUGGAGAGGAACGAAUCGCAGAUGAAGGAGAUGAGGGAGGCGCACAGUGCUAGCGAGAGGGAGCUGCAUGCCGAAAUUGAAGCACUUCGCGCCGCUGUCAAAGACGCUCCUGCGACAUCAGCUCCGACUGUCUCUGAAGCCUCGGAGGCCGAGACAACCCUAGAAGCCGCAGAAGACGACACUGAGAGAGACUCGUCCCAACAGCAACACCUCUCUACGGACAAUGAGCGCAAGCUCAAGAGCCUCCAGCUAGAGCUGAGCAACUGGGAGACGAAGCACAAGACUGCCUUGGAUGCGAUGCAACAGACUGAAGCACAGAUGAAGAAGACGAUUGAAGAUUUGGAGAGCCAAAUCGCGACCAUCAAUUCCAAGGCUACCGCACGAACGGAUGCAGCGAGUGACGACGAAACGCUGGAGGCAGACGAAAAGCACCAAAGCAUGCUCAAGAGUCUUCGUGACGAGGUUGACGAGUACAAGUCGAUCAUCAGCACCAAUGCCAUCAAGGUCGCAGAUCUUGAGACGGCCCAUUCAGCUACCAAGGUCGAGCUGGAAGAGGCCAUCAAGACGCGUGAUCUGCACGAGAGUCAGUCAAACACCCACAAGCAGCUCAUGGAAAACCUCGAGAAGCAGAUUGCCGCGCACGAGCAAGCAUUGAAGACCCACCAAGAUGGCAUGCAGCUUCUCAAGGACAACCAUGCCAGAGAUCUCGAGGAAUUGAAGCAGGUCGAGCAGAAGGGCUACGAGGAGCAGGUGGCUGUGCUUAUGAGCGAGCAAGCGGAGAACAUCCGGGUUCUGGAGUGCGAGCUUGACGACGCCCGUGAGGAUCUCAUGAAGGUUGCCACCCAAGUCGCGUUUGCUCUUGGCCUUGACGUCAGUGUCGAGAAGAUCACAGAACGCAUCGACGAUCUAAUUGCUGAUCAAAAGGCGCUUGUGGAGGAGCAAAAGAAGACGGGAGACUUGGAGCGAAAAGUUUCCGAAUUGACAGCCAUCAACGAAAGCGCCGUGCGCGAUCUGGAGCAAGUCAAGGCAACAUUGUCUGAUCUUCUCACUGCGAAGGGUGAGACUAUGAGCAUCCAGGGCUCUGUUACCGAGCAGAUGUCUGCCCUGCGUAAGAAGAUGACCGACCUUGACUCGAGGAACAACAAGAACUCGCGUCUUGUCGAGGAGCUGGAAGACCAACUUCAGUCCAACUUUGAUCAGGCUCAGAUCACCAACAACCGCCUCUCAGUCUUGCAAACCGAACGUCAAGCCCAGCUUGAGGAAGCCACGGCCGCAAAGACCAGGAUCGAAUCAGAGAUGGACCGUCUCCGCGCCGAAUACCAUGCUCUCCAGAACAAAUACGAUGAGGUUGCCACGGCCUCCGGCCAGCAACCCCAGAGGGCCAAUUCCCUCACGAACAGCAACCUCCGCAAGAGUGCUUCCGUCGCAUCUCUGCCAUCUCCACCUCCAGCAAUCCCUCUCCCUCCUCUGCCCGGUUCCAACGCCCAAACCAGCCCGACAGUGCCCAACACGCCGACUGGUGGACGCCCAGGCAGCAAGGACCACAUGGGAUCUCUCAACCAGAUCCAACAAGAUCAAGAGGCUCGCAUCCAGACGAUCGAGAAGCACCUCGACGCCGAGAAGCAGCUCACCCAGACGCUCGAGGAAGCUCUUACCGACCUCGAGAAGCAGUCGAACAAGGUCAAGGCGGACUGCGAUGCCUGGCGCAAGCGGUGCCAGCAGCUUGAGGGCGAGCUCAAGGAGCUCAAGGACCGUCCCGCUCCUACGCCGCAGCCCGACAACCGGUGGAGCUUGCAGGCGGUUGAGGAGGAGCGCAAGAAGCGACAAGCGGCCGAGGCAGCGCGUGCGCACCUCGAGGACCGCAUGAACGCGAUCAACAAGCAAAAGAAGAAGAAGGGCUCGCUCAACUGCUUCUAG
Messenger RNA from Verticillium alfalfae VaMs.102, 5232 nucleotides. Its product is annotated as chromosome-associated kinesin KIF4B. The transcript has 4 exons. Lineage: Eukaryota; Fungi; Ascomycota; Sordariomycetes; Glomerellales; Plectosphaerellaceae. Gene Ontology annotation, molecular function: microtubule motor activity; microtubule binding; ATP binding. The record is from RefSeq and is a predicted model, not a curated record. Gene Ontology annotation, biological process: microtubule-based movement. Bases 1 to 5232 code for a protein of 1743 amino acids.